ACCUGACUUGACUAAUAUAUACAUAUACAUAUACCUUUAGAUAUACAUAUACCUUUACAUAUAUAUAUAUUCUCAUUUCAAUUUUAUCUAUAUAAUCACUUCGCUAUGCUUUAUGAAAUUGCCAUAUUUCUAAUAAUACUGUUUGUCCUCGUCUACGUUGUCCCCCUAGUCAUUUCCAAACAUGACGUCAAAGACGUCCUUGAUGACAUUCAAGAAAAGAAACACACAAAACCAAGAUCUUCCUCCAUUAAGGAAUUUGCUGACGAUGUAUUGGACCUUCACGGAAUGCUGUAACUUUAUCACUGGUUGACUAAGCAAUAGACUAUUUAUAAGUUUAUAUGAAUACUACAAAAUAUAACAACUUACUUUAUC
This is a messenger RNA of Spathaspora passalidarum NRRL Y-27907, 372 nucleotides long. RefSeq lists its product as uncharacterized. Lineage: Eukaryota; Fungi; Ascomycota; Pichiomycetes; Serinales; Debaryomycetaceae. The transcript has a single exon. The record is from RefSeq and is a predicted model, not a curated record. The coding region runs from base 106 to 294 and encodes 62 amino acids.